GGAACUAUCCAUCAGCCUUGCAGGACUGGGCGAAGGGGACUCUCAGCCACGUGGGAUCUCCGGAUUUGGAGAGGCCGGGCAUCUGUUCGCGUGUUGCGUGACCGCUGUGGAGCUCGCCAGCCGCAAUCUUUGCUAUGGCACAGCUUCAGGCUCGCUUCUUCACCAGCGAUACGAAAUAUACAGUAGAUGAUGUUCCCUUUUCUAUCCAAGCUUCCUCUGAAGUUGCUGACCUCAGUAACAUUAUCAACAAAUUGUUGGAAGCCAAAAAUGAUGACCACAAAUAUGUGGAAUUUGACUUCCUUGUCAAAGGACAGUUCUUGCGUAUGUCUCUGGUCAAACACAUGGAAAUGGAAAAUAUUUCAACAGAAGAUGUAGUAGAAAUUGAAUAUGUAGAGAAGUAUACAGCACCCCAGCCUGAAGAAUGCAUGCUACAUGAUGACUGGAUCAGUUCCAUUGAAGCCACAGAAGAAUGGAUCUUGACUGGUUCCUAUGAUCAGACUUCCCGGAUUUGGUCAGUAGAAGGCAAACCUAUCAUGACACUUGCUGGGCAUGUAGAUGUGGUAAAAGAUGUAGCUUGGGUUAAAAAAGACAGCUUGUCAUGCUUGCUGCUCAGUGCCUCUAUGGACCAGACUAUCUUGCUCUGGGAAUGGAACGUGGAAAGGAACAAAGUGAGGGCUCUUCAUUGCUGCAGGGGACACGCAGGAAGCGUAGAAUCUGUAGCUGUGGAUAGUUCAAGGACCAAAUUUUGCAGUGGCUCCUGGGAUAAAAUGCUGAAGAUAUGGUCUGCAGUACCUGCCGAUGAAGAGGAUGAAGCAGAGAUGGAAGAAGUAGUAAACAGACCAAGGAAAAAGCAAAAAACCGAGCAGCUGGGACUAACGAGAACUCCCAUUGCAACCCUCUCUGGUCAUGCAGAAUCCGUGUCUUCCGUACUUUGGUCAGAUGCAGAUGAAAUCUGCAGUGCUUCAUGGGACCACACCAUUAAAAUUUGGGAUGUUGAAACUGGAAGCUUUAAAUCCACUUUGACAGGGAACAAAGUGUUUAAUUCAAUAGCCUACUCACCACUUUGUCGGCGUAUAGCCUCUGGGAGCACUGACAGACACAUUCGGUUAUGGGAUCCUCGGACCAAAGAUGGCUCUUUGGUGUUACUUUCUCUCACCUCACAUACUGGCUGGGUGACUUCAGUGAAAUGGUCUCCUACUCAUGAGCAGCAACUUAUCUCUGGUUCUUUAGAUAACAUUGUCAAACUCUGGGAUACAAGGAGUUGCAAAGCUCCUCUUUAUGAUUUGGCAGCUCAUGAAGACAAAGUUUUCUGUGUGGAGUGGACCGAAGCUGGGCUGCUGCUGAGUGGUGGAGCAGACAACAAACUAUAUUGCUACAGAUACCAAUCAACCACUUCAGAUGUUGGAGCAUGAAAGGAGGAUUUUGCUGGAUCUACAUCUCAUAUAUGAACAGAAAGUGGCCUGCUAUUUGUAGAAAGGAUGUUAUGGAGCCAGUCAUGUAUAUUCUUAUAGCAUGGAGCAAAAUUCAUUGCCUUGACUUUCUUCAGGGAUGAAAUUGCUGUCCUUGUAUUUAAAGCUUUUUUAAUGUACAUAUAUGAACUGAACAAAAAAAAUUAACCACUUACACAUGAUAUUGGAUUUCAGUAUAGUAUUUAUGUCAGUUAAUCUUAUUUUGUGCAACUGUAUUUAAAUGUUUCGGUUCAUUAUUGUUUUCAGCUUCCCAAACCAUUUGAGAAGAAAUGUCCUUAAAUUGGAAAUCUGUUUAUUGCAGAUGGCUAGUGGUUAUUCUAUAAAAUGUAUGUUUUUAAGAAUUUUUAAUUAAAUAAAUACAUUCACCUUUGAGAAGAGAUGGUAAGAUGAAAUCCAUGGUUGGGGCAGGCGGUGGGGGGGAGAAAGGGAGAAGCUUUGGAGGCUUCCAUUUUAGCUGACUUAGGAGGAGCAAUUGGAAUCAGGACAUUGUCAGUCUUGCUCUUGGUCAAGACAUUUCCUACUGAUAGCCCCAAAGUUUUCACUAGUAUAUUACUGUACCUUGGAUAUCUAUGUGAGGACUUAUUUGAUGGAUUGAAUUUGAAACAAGCUCUGGAAGCACACGGUCCUCCAAGAACUGAUUUGAAAAUUUUCCUCUGACUUCAUGGACAUUCUCUGAAUGUCAUCCGUAAUGGAGAGUUAGCUGCAGAAGUUGGAUGUGACAAUACAUACCUCUGCUCAUAUUUCUUUCUGAUAGCACCUAGCACUAUAUAAAUGCCUUUUCCUCUUCCGGUCAAAACUUAAUAAAGUCUUGCAUUUUUUAAGACUGUUCCUUGAUUACCUAUGUAAUGUUCAGCAAAGUACCUCUUCUUCAACACCCAAGAGCAGUUGCUUUGAAGGGAGUUUUGUGAUGUGUCAGUCGGGCUUUUCUAAAGUCCUGGGCAACAUUUCACAUGGAUUCCUUGGCCUCUUGCCUUUGACUUUGUAACCGGGUGCUGAUAUUUUACCAGUGUAAGUGCCCCUUUAGAGACAGCAGAAGUUUUCCAUUUCAACAGAAAACUCUUUAACAACCAGCAGCAUUUGUAAAAGUCUUGCACGUUGGGGCCAUGGAGAAGCAGGGGGGGGGGUUUGAGUGUGUUUCUCAUUGCUUUAAAAAAUGUUUUUUUUUUAAAUAACAUUUUAUUAAUUUAUCAAAAUAUAAAAUACAGAAAUACAAAGAAAAGUGAAAAUAAUGGUAAAAUAAGGGAGGGAAGGAGGAAGAAACGUGUAGGGUAGAAGGGAGAAACCAAAAAGAAAAAAAGAUUAAAUAAACCGUGUGAAAGGUUACCAGGCAGCUCAUAAUAUUUGUUUGUAAAUUUGCAUCGUGUUUCAUUCAAGAGCUUGUGCAGCGUGCUCCAGCCCCCUUAUUUUUCCCCAUAAUAAAAACACUGGUAAUUAAACUGAGCUGAGGGGGUUGAUCAGCCAAAGUCACACAGUAUGGCCAAGGAUUGAUUUGAAGCAGCAUCUCCCUCAUGUUAGUCCAGCACCCAAAUUACAUUAUAUUAGCUCUCAAGAGUUUUCCCUAUCCAGAUUUAGCACCCCAGCCCGAUAUAAAUACUGGUACAACCAUUCAUAUACUGACCAUUUAAAAUUACAAUGGCACUAAAGAGCUAUAGUAAUUUGCUGUCCUCGGUAACCUUUAUAUUUGGUUUGCAACUGGGUGCUUAGUCCUAGGCAGCAUGAUAUUCUUUUUCUGUUUAUAAGCUAUCCAGGAGUCAGGCAUAUUUCAAAUUGGAUAUAGGAAAAAUAAUUUAUCUGUGUAGAUGGAAUACUCAGGAAAGAAUGAAAUAAUGAUGUCAGUUUGGAUAUUGGUCUCAAUACUGAGAAAAGGCAAGUUAUUACUUCGUACAUAUGCUGUGCUUCUGGAGAAAAUAGGUGUCAGCCACCGUGCUUCCCAUCUCUCUGCUGUGAGAUAUUCCUGCAUGUCUGUUGUUUCAGGAGAACUUGUAAUCUCACUGCACAAGGAACACAGCCAUUUUUGCUGCAUUUAGGACUAACCCCCACUUAAUGAACAACUAGGGCUUCUGCUUAAUUCUCCAUGUCUCCUUGCACCAGACUUCAUAUGCAACAUGAUUCAAUUGACGUCUCCUUCAGCAAGCAGAUGUUAUGUUACAGUUAUUCCUAGUCACAGGGGAUGGCAGCAAAAGGUCUAAUCCUAGCUGGGUAUAUAGCAUGGAAUCUGUCCAGCUAAGCAUAUUUCUUGGUCAGAGUACAAAAAUGGAUUUUCACACGUAUCAGGAUAUUUCCUUUUCUACAGUGGGGUGGAGAGCAUCUACAGCUAAUCCAAUGUGCCUUUGAUUUUCAACAGCCUAUUUUUAUUCCAUCUGGUGACUGUGAAACCUGAGAUUCAUCAGUAGUCACACUUUACGUUUAAAUGGAAUACAGGGCUAUUUUUGAGCCCUCUGCAGCAUUGAAUGUUACUAUAUACUAAGCUUUAUGUCUCAAAGGAUGCUUUUUUUUUUCCAAGGGAAAAAAUAACCUCAUUCCUCUGCACAAUAUAUUGAUUGGAAUGGGAGAAGAAAGGAGCAGUUAGGGUUGGAAAUUGUUUCUACUUUUUCCCCCAAUUUCUAGAACAAAGUUUUCUGAUUAUUGGGCAGGAACGGUAUUGUCUUGACAGAUUGGGGAGGCUGACCCAGCUUGUAUCUGUUGAGCAUAUUUCAUGUUCCGCAUAAUAUUAAUUAAGCAAAAAGUAUGAAAUGAUAUUUAGGAUUUGCUCUGUAUAACUUCUAUCAUACUUUUGCAAAUAUGAUAUGGUUUAUCUGAUUCUUUUAGAGUUACAUAUUUGUAAUACAUACUGUAAUUCUUCCAAGAAUGAAGAUUUUUUUCCCCAUAUGCAGAAUCAAAUAAGCGAAGGAAUUGAAAAUGUUUGGGAAAAAGAAUUUUAGGAAGAAUAAUUUUAACUGCAGUUAUUCUAACAUGCCAUGCCGAAGUAAAAUCUUAAAUUCUUUUCUGCUGUCACAAAAGAAAGUCAUAAUUACCUUUCCUUCUUUGCUCUCUGUUUUUUGUAAUUCCCAAAUAUCUCAUCCACCUGGAUUAAUAAAAUUUGGUUGAUUCUUGAA
Messenger RNA from Ahaetulla prasina, 4564 nucleotides. RefSeq names its product WD repeat domain 12 (gene WDR12). The transcript has 14 exons. Bases 135 to 1412 code for a protein of 425 amino acids. Gene Ontology annotation, biological process: maturation of 5.8S rRNA from tricistronic rRNA transcript (SSU-rRNA, 5.8S rRNA, LSU-rRNA); ribosome biogenesis; maturation of LSU-rRNA from tricistronic rRNA transcript (SSU-rRNA, 5.8S rRNA, LSU-rRNA). The record is from RefSeq and is a predicted model, not a curated record. Gene Ontology annotation, cellular component: preribosome, large subunit precursor; PeBoW complex. Lineage: Eukaryota; Metazoa; Chordata; Lepidosauria; Squamata; Colubridae. Gene Ontology annotation, molecular function: protein binding.